AUGCAAGAUCAACAUAUUCAAGGAGAUUAGCAUGAUAUUAGAUAAUAAAAAUAACAUGCUGAAUAAUAAUAGCAUCAUUUUACAAACAGUACACAAGUUAUUGUCAAGAGUAGUUGUUCAGAUUUAAAUAUACUUAUACACCUGUCGUCUAAUACUGGAAAUUCAGUAAAAAGAUUAUAGAAAGAUUUGAGGGAAAUAUCAAUCUUCACAAUGUCAGAUAGAUUUGAAACUGAAGAACUUCGAUUGCCUGUUCCAUGGGGGUUCAUAGCAGCCAAAGCCUGGGGAUCGCCUCAAAAUUCUCCAGUCUUAGUAGUUCAUGGAAUGAUGGACAAUGCUGGUUCAUUCAACAGAUUAAUUCCUCUUCUUCCCAAAAGAUUUUACUACGUUUGUAUCGAUUUGCCAGGUCAUGGAUUAUCUUCUCAUUUUCAAGCGGAUAUCAACACCAUGGAGUCUGAAAUGAAAACUGAAGAAAUUCGCUUUAAAGUUCCAUGGGGUCACGUAGCAGCAAAAGCUUGGGGAUCUCCGAAGAAUUCUCCAGUAUUAGUAGUUCAUGGAUUAAUGGAUAACGCUGGAUCUUUCUCCAGAUUAAUAUCUCUUCUUCCCAAACAAUUUUACUACGUCUGUAUAGAUUUACCAGGCCAUGGAUAUUCCUCCCACUUUCCAUCUGGAGUACCUCUCAACUUUUUUGACUACGUUCUCUGCAUUCGAUUUGUUCUCCAGGAAUUAAACUGGAAAAGUUGUGUCUGCAUUGCUCACAGUAUAGGAGCAAUGAUAAUUUAUUUCUACACCUACAUUUACCCAGGAAUAAUCAAAAAAUUGGUCAGUAUCGACACAGCAGUCCCAAGACCAUAUGAUGGGGAUUUAUUGAAAUCUCGUGUUAUCGAAGAGCACAAUUCCGCCUUGGAUCAUCUCAACAAUGAAGAGAAUAAAGUGUUUUCUCGGGAGGAAAUUAUUUAUGUUCUGCAAGCAAAACGAAAACACUACAUGAAAAAAGAAGCUGCAGAGGCGAUGUUUGAGAGAACAGUGACUAAAGUUGACGGUGGAUAUAAAUAUAAUCGCGAUCAAAGGCUCAGAAUAAUUCCGAGACCUCUUUUUAAUGAUAAACAGUGUGUAGAGUAUCUGAAAAAAGAGACGGUUCCAACGUUAUUCAUCGUUCCGUCGACAUUAUCGCAAUUUCUAUCAGAAGAAGGGUUGAGGGAGAAAUCACUAGAAGUCGUCAAGACGAAGAAAAUGAUUGAGUUCGUAGUUGUUGAAGGAAAUCAUGAUAUUCACACUAAUCAUCCAGAAAGAAUUGCUCCGCUUAUAGAAAGAUUUUUCGAAAACGUUACUAGUAAAUUGUAAUAUUAAUUUGUUUAAGAAAGGCAAUUUCAAUGCGAUCUCUAGUCAAUAUUCAGAAAACAAUUUUUAAAGUGUACUUAAUUACUUAAAUCAUAUAUGGAAUAUUUUUCACCAGAAAAAAGAAUAUUUGAAGAGACUUCUAUCAAUGAUACUAUUUUACAAAGAAAGAAAAUGCAUGGAAAUUAAGUAUAAUGAAAAAUAUCUAUUUGUACCUUGUGUGACCGUGA
Messenger RNA from Belonocnema kinseyi, 1565 nucleotides. Its product is annotated as serine hydrolase-like protein 2. The record is from RefSeq and is a predicted model, not a curated record. Bases 211 to 1341 code for a protein of 376 amino acids. Lineage: Eukaryota; Metazoa; Arthropoda; Insecta; Hymenoptera; Cynipidae. The transcript is spliced from 3 exons.